AAAACAAACAAACAAAAAUGCAGGGCAGCAGCAGCUGAAGAAAGACCGGAUGAGGAAAAUGGCAAGAAUGGCUGCUGCAAUUGCUGCAGCUUCCAUUGAAAAACCGCCAAACGCACCUCUCCAUUUCAUCCCAAAUUACUAUUUCGGAAUCAAACCCAAUUUCCUUGCUUUAUUUCCUCUUCCCAGAACUCUUUCAUUCCCUUCUCCUCAAAAUGGUACUCACAAAGCGGGAAUUAGAUGUUCGAUUCGUGGAAUACACAAGGGCACGGCCAACCUGGUAGCUCCUGAGAAGAAGAAGAAGAAAGAUGAAGAGACAUCAUCUGAAAGUUGGAAGAUUAAAAUGCUUUAUGAUGGGGAUUGCCCCCUCUGCAUGCGCGAGGUCAACAUGCUGAGAGAGAGGAAUAAGCAAUAUGGAGCUAUCAAGUUUGUUGACAUAAGUUCUGAUGAAUACUCUCCUGGGGAGAAUCAAGGCUUGGACUACAAAACUGUUAUGGGGAGAAUUCAUGCUAUCCUGGCUGAUGGAACUGUAGUCACAGAUGUUGAGGCAUUUAGAAGACUAUAUGAAGAAGUUGGUCUUGGAUGGAUUUAUGCCGUUACCAAAUAUAAGCCUAUGGCAAAAAUAGCUGAUGUUGUAUAUGGUGUAUGGGCUAAAUAUCGCCUUCAAAUAACAGGCCGGCCACCUUUAGAAGAGGUUGUGGAAGCACGUAAGAAAAAGGGUCAAGUUUGCAACGACAGCAAGGCGUGCAAGAUGUGAAUGUCCCAAAACUGCUGGAAGUUAGGAAUCAGGAUCUUGAAGGAUGGCUAAUCUGCAGUUAGUGGUUUCAACCAUGGACACGAGCUCAAUCGAGAACUGGCCGGCCACGGUAUCAAAGAAAGAUACAGGGAUGUUGCUGGGUUAUGUAGGGAAAAAUAUAAAUUAUUAAUUAUUAUUAUUAUUAUUAUUAUUUGUAGAUGUACAAAUCUGCACAUUGAACGUUUAGUGCCCUUUAUAUAUUGCCCUCUUAUCUAAA
Messenger RNA from Malania oleifera, 1010 nucleotides. RefSeq lists its product as uncharacterized. The coding region runs from base 50 to 754 and encodes 234 amino acids. The record is from RefSeq and is a predicted model, not a curated record. The transcript is spliced from 8 exons. Gene Ontology annotation, molecular function: protein-disulfide reductase activity. NCBI's taxonomy places the organism in Eukaryota, Viridiplantae, Streptophyta, Magnoliopsida, Santalales, Ximeniaceae.